This is a messenger RNA of Dipodomys ordii (Ord's kangaroo rat), 1151 nucleotides long. RefSeq names its product leucine rich repeat containing 69 (gene Lrrc69). Gene Ontology annotation, molecular function: protein binding. The transcript is spliced from 8 exons. The record is from RefSeq and is a predicted model, not a curated record. Bases 1 to 1038 code for a protein of 345 amino acids. Lineage: Eukaryota; Metazoa; Chordata; Mammalia; Rodentia; Heteromyidae.
AUGGCUGAGAGGUUGUUAAUAAGAGUCAUGAAGGGUGGUAACCACGCUAAGAUUGUUACUUUGAAUGGGAAGAAGAUAACGAAGAUGCCCACAUCGCUAGAAAACCUGACUGGCUUAAGGAGCCUAGACUUUCAAAAUAACCAAAUUUUUAAAGUGUGUCCACAGCUGAGCACCUUGACCCAGUUGAUAUUCCUGAAUCUGGGAAACAAUUUUUUAGAAGAAGUCCCAGAAGAGAUAAAAUACAUUACCUCCCUGAAGAAGCUUCAUUUGUUUGGAAAUAGGAUUUCUAAGUUUCCACCUGGAGUGUGCGAUGGCCUACAAAAUUUGAUCCUGCUUAAUCUCAACAACAAUAAGCUUACUUGGCUUCCUGAAGAAGUCGGCAGGUUAAGAAGUCUAACGUAUCUAAGUCUAAAUUGUAACCAGCUAACCAGCAUUCCUAGACAACUUUGUUUCCUUAAGAAUCUUUCUGAACUUUAUCUUAACUAUAACCAGCUCAGUCGCAUACCUGAAGAUAUUAAGUACUUAAAGAAGCUCCAGCGGCUAAGUCUGGCCAGGAACAACAUUGAAUUUUUGCCAGAGGAAUUUUGUGAUCUUAAAAAACUAAGAAUCCUAGAUGUAGCUGGAAACAUUAUUCAGAUAUUUCCAUCAGGCUUUCAGGAUCUGAAGCUGCAAGAGUUCUACUGCGAAGAAAACCCACUGUUCCGGAAGGAGCCAAUCAUUGCUGACCAACAGGAGGACCUGUGGAAUCUCCUGGAAAUAACAGCAAGAUUUAUCAUGAAUCAGCUAGAAGAAAAAAAUUCUUUCAUUAUGCAUGCCAUAGAAGAGUAUCCAGAUAUCAAAAACAAAAUCUCUAAGGGGAAAAGAUGUGUAAUAUGUGGAAAAUUCUUUUUAACAACAUGGCUGGAAUGUGUUCAGUUUGUUAGUCCAUCAGAGACGUGGAAGAUCAGCAAAAAUCUGAAGCUGAUACCUCUUCGAGUAUUACUCUGUUCUCAGAAAUGUUUUAGUGAGCGUGGCCCUAACAUCUUCGGAAUUGCUUAAACAGAAUUUCAUUGGACUGAACUGUCUGCUGUUCCCAGUCAACACAUGCCUACUACUGAUAUUUUCACGAAUCCAUUAAACAAAUGAAGACAAAUCAUUCCAUGUCAAAGAUC